CACUCCUUCCUCUCACGCACAUAACUUCACUGAGGACCGCGGCGGGGCUCACAAAGCGCCGAGCCGACCCUCCACAGAAGCCGCUGACCAGCUCCCCUCCCGCCCGGCCGAAGGAAAUGAAGAGGAGGCUCCACAAGAAAUACCUGGUGUUGAUCCUGGCAUAUUCAGGUCUGCUUCUGCUAAUCCCGUACGUGUUAGAUUACCGGGAUAAAUCUGUUGAACGCGCUAAACAUGGACUGCCGCAGCAACAGCCCCGGUGCCCGGACCUGGAGAACACGGUGGCGCUGCUGUGGGAUAACGGCUACAAACUCAACGGCAGCGACCCCCCGGAGCACAACCGGAGCCAGUCUCGGAUUCACGUCUACUUGCACGCCACAUGGAGGACUGGCUCGUCGUUUUUGGGGGAGUUGUUCAACCAGCACCCCGAUGUUUUCUACCUGUACGAGCCGAUGUGGCACAUAUGGCAGGCGCUGUACCCGGGGGAUGCCGCGAGCCUGCAGGGCGCAGUGCGGGACAUGAUGAACUCCCUGUACCGCUGCGACUUCUCCGUGCUCAAACUUUACGCCGGAUCCCAAAACAUCACCACCUCGUUCAUUUUCGGGUGGAAAAUGAACAAGGUGAUCUGCUCGGAGCCGCUGUGUGAUGCGCACAAGCGGCACGAAAUCGGUUUGGUGAAGGAGGACCAGUGCGCAAAGUGCCAAAAGCGCGACAUCAGGGAGCUGGAGAAGGAGUGCAAGAAGUACCCGGUGAUGGUGAUCAAAGGGGUGCGGGUUUUGGACCUGAGCACGCUGGUUCCGUUAAUGAAAGACCCGGCGAUAAACCUCCAGAUCAUCCAGCUCUUCAGAGACCCGAGGGCGGUGCACAACUCCCGGCUGAAGUCUAAGCAGGCGCUGGUGAAAGAGAGCAUCCAGGUGCUGAGGAGCAAGAAGCAGACCGAUAAGUAUAAGCGGCUCCUGGUGCCGAAUAACCGGGUGAACCGGGCGGAGAGUUACGUCUCCAGCGCCAUGGAGCUCAUCUGUGACAACUGGCUCAGCGACAUGAUGCUGGUGAUGAACGCGCCUCCCUGGGUGAGGAGAAACUACCUGCGCAUCCGCUAUGAAGACCUGGUCCUGCACCCCAUGGAGGAGCUUCAGAGGAUGUUUCGUUUCUCCAACCUCUCCAGCUACCCUGCUCUGGAUAAGUUUGCGCUCAACAUGACGCACGGACAGGGAUAUUCAUCGGACAGGCCGUUCCUGAUUUCAUCCAGGGACGCAAAAGAGGCGAUAUAUGCCUGGAGGGAGAGGCUCAAUGUGGAGCAGAUAAAUCAGGUGGAGGCGUACUGCAGCGAAGUCAUGAGGCAGCUGGGCUAUCAGAAAAACAGCGUGGAGAAAACAACAUGAGGCACAAUGAGGAUCCAAGGGUCAAAGGUGAGAGCACACAAGUGGAAGAAAAAACCUUUCCAAAAGUGCCACAUCCAACCUGUGAAAAUACUCUGUUACAAGCAGAAAUCAUGCAUGAAAAUGUUACCAAAGUAAACGUAAGAAUAAUUAGGAAAAUGUACUUAGAGUAUUAAAGGUAAAAGCACCCAAUGCAGAAAAAUCUCUAAACACACACACAACCAAAAAACUCAAAAUGUUGGAAAAAAGAAAGAGAA
Molecule: messenger RNA, 1633 nt
Organism: Plectropomus leopardus (leopard coralgrouper)
Lineage: Eukaryota; Metazoa; Chordata; Actinopteri; Perciformes; Serranidae
Source: RefSeq, a predicted model, not a curated record